Magallana angulata is the source of this 1972-nucleotide messenger RNA. Its product is annotated as protein PFC0760c-like. The record is from RefSeq and is a predicted model, not a curated record. The transcript has 3 exons. Bases 61 to 1608 code for a protein of 515 amino acids. Lineage: Eukaryota; Metazoa; Mollusca; Bivalvia; Ostreida; Ostreidae.
CACUUUUCGUUGUGACGUCAUUUUCUAUCGGUCCUGCAAACUUGCUGAAGUGUUUCAACGAUGGGUCGCUCAUUCAAUUUCACUUAUUUGUUCGCAUGUGUGAUUUUGUUUGCAGUUUACGCUGCACCCCUUGAAAAAGAAAAUGUCGAUGGACCACAAUUGCCUCCCUACGAUUCCGUCCGAGAAGUCCGUAACUCUGAUCUGUCUCCUGUUGAUGAUGUCAGUAAGGAAGAUCAAAAGUUGGAUGAAGCAGUGAAAAGAGACACAAAUACCAAUACUGAGAAAGAAAACGAAUUGGACCUAGAUAAACGGGAAGACGAGAAGAUAGAGGAUAGCAUUGAGGAGGCUGAAAAGGCCAACAAGAGGGGAGCGGGUGAUGAUGAUGAUUUAGAGAAACGGGAUGAUGACGAUGAUGAUGAUGAUUUAGAGAAACGGGAUGAUGACGAUGAUGAUGAGGAUUUAGAGAAACGGGAUGAUGAUGACGAUGAUGAGGAUUUAGAGAAACGGGAUGAUGAUGACGAUGAUGAGGAUUUAGAGAAACGGGAUGAUGAUGACGAUGAUGAGGAUUUAGAAAAACGGGAUGAUGAUGACGAUGAUGAGGAUUUAGAGAAACGGGAUGAUGAUGAUGAUGAUGAUGAGGAGGAGGAGGAGGAUUUAGAGAAACGGGAUGAUGAUGACGAUGAUGAUUCAGAGAAACGGGAUGAUGAUGACGAUGAUGAUUUAGAGAAACGGGAUGAUGAUGACGAUGAUGAUGAGGAUUUGGAAAAACGGGAUGAUGAUGAUGAUGACGAGGAUUUGGAAAAACGGGAUGAUGAUGAUGAUGAUGACGAUGAUGAGGAUCUAGAGAAAAGGGAUGAUGAUGACGAUGAUGAUGAUCAAGAUAAACGGGAAGAUGAUGAUGAUGAUGAAUUGGAAAAAAAAGAUGAUGAUGAGGAUGACGAAGAGAAACGAGAUGAUGAUGAUGAGGAUGAUUUAAAUAAAAGGGAAGAUGACAAAAAAAGAGAAACGGCCACAGUAGAUGUAGAUGAUGAUGAUUUGGACACAGAUAUAGAUGUUACAGCACAGUCUAAAAGAUCAACCAACGUUCAGAAAAGAGAUACCUCUUCUCAGUUGAUUAACAGAGCCCCGCGGAACGUCGAUGAUGAAGUUAACGAGGAGGAGGAUGUCAAUGAUGAGGAUAUUGAAGAUGAAACAAAACGUGAUGCUAGUGCAGAUGAUUACAAUGUUAUCGAUUUUCAAGAUGAUAAAAACAACAAUAUUGAAAUAAGGAACGCAGAUUCAGAUGACGAUGAAAUUUCAAGCAGAGAGGCGGAGGCAGAUGACAGCGAAGUUAGCAAUAAAGAGGAAGAUGUAUCAGAAGAAAGCGAUGACAAAACGUCAAGAUCAGCAUCAAAAGCAGAGGGACACAAUGCCGGAAACCUGAACAAACUGAUAGACGAGCUACAGGAUCUAACACCCAAGGAAGACGGGCUGAACAAACGAGAGGAUACAGCCAGCAAGGACGGUGAAGCAGAGAAGAGAGACUCUAAAGCAAAAAAUGGAGAUCCUAACAGCACCCUAACGGCCGAACAGAUCCAGCAGGAGAUUGAGAAACUCCUACAGCAAUGAACCAAAUGAACUCUAAGAAUCUGAUGAUAUAUUAUUAUUGAUGAUAAAGGUUAAUUCACAUUAACUGCAAAAAAUAUUAACAAUUUGGAUUAAAAUGUAGUUAUAAAUGAAAUACAAUAAGAUAAAAUAUGCAUCAUUUGUUUGAUUACAUAGCAUCUUCACCUUAACGGUUUAUGUCAUAUAAAUGUUUUUAAAUUUAGUUAUUUCUUUUCUAGAUGAAUUUUAACGAGUGUAUGACGAUUUAUGUACUUGAAACAAAUUUAAAUUAACUGAUUUUUUCCGUCCCCAAAAAUCGUUCCGAUUCUUCACAAUUUAUUGAGAAAUUACAAAAAAUCAAAAGUAUCUAUAUGUUGCAUGUACGCAA